AAAUCAUACAAAAAUCUCUAAUGAAUCAUUGAACAUAUGUUGUUUUUUAAUUAGGUUUUUUCUUUGUUUAAAUAGAUUUCUUUCUUUUUAUGAUUUAUAGUUUGAUUAGGCCCAAUUUGCUCUAAUAUCCUACGGCCGUCGAACUAACUAAAAAUGAAUUGUUUCCUGUGAAAGUUAACCUUCCGCCGAGUUUACUUUCGGAGUUUCAGCAGAGAAUCCAGGCAAGGCUGAAUUGCUCGCCGUCCCUUCGGUCAAAUCGACGUUGAAGUUCUUCCCGGUGGAUCGGAAAAAAGGGCCUCCUCUGCACUCGAGUUUCUCCCUUCAAAGGGCCGGCAGCGUUUUAUAUCUAAAGCCGACGAGGACAAAAGCGAUAUCGUUUCCCUUUACACCAGGUUUUCGCUGUCAGGAUUGAGAAAAUGUCAACCGCGGUGGCUGAAGACGCCCCAAAUGUUACCACAGUGCCACAACCAGGUCAACCAGUAGAAAAAAAGCUCCCUGCAAGCACGACAAAUGGUGUUUCCGAAGUUGCAGCCAAAAUAAUCCAAAAUGAAAAAGAAGCCGCAGAACACCCGCCCACGAAGAAAUCAAAAGUCGAUUUACAGUCUUUACCCACGAGGCAAUACCUCGACCAAACUGUUGUUCCGAUACUUCUCCAAGGCUUGCAGACAUUAGUGAAAGAAAGGCCCCCAGAUCCAAUCAGCUACUUAGCAGCUUACCUAAUGAAGAACAAACAGCUUUAUGAACCACCAGCGGCAUCACCACCUACAGCAACGAACCCUCAGUGAAUGUGUUUCGCCUAAGAAUUUCUUUCAAAUGAAUAAUACAAAGAAGAUAAAUAAAUAUUUGUAAAAUAAAAGUGAGCCAUUUGUUGUAUAAAUAAGAUUAAAAAUGAAACCAAAUGCGUGCCUAAUUGAUAAAAACAUUGAUAAUUUUAAAUUUUUAUAAAAUGCUAUUUCCUUUAUAAACAUUGGAUAAACAUAAAAUCAUGAGAAGGGUAAAUUUCUUAUAACAUAGUGGUGUAUUUCCCAUUAUUUUCAGUAAUUUGAACUUUUUGACUCCCUUUUAUUUUAUUAUUAUUAUUAUUUUUUUUUUAAAUAUGUGUAUUCAACCUUGAGGUAUCUGGUCAUUAGUGAAAAAAGAUGUGGCAUGUGGGUUACCUUUAUUUUAAACCAAACUGAAGUCUUUUGGUAAGGUAUGUUAAAGGAAAAACUGAAUAUCAUUCAGUUUUGUUGUUGUCUAUUUUAUUGUCAUAACUUUGUAUAAAUAUCUGUGAAAAUAAGGAAUGGACUGAGUCAGUAAUUGUGCCACCAAAAUUAUUUUGUAAGUAAAUAUUUUAUUUUUGCGUUUAUUUUUGGAUUAAGAUGACCUCUCUGGUUUAGCUCGUACUUGUUUACGCAAUUAAAGCAAAAACGCUUCCAAGAGAUUAUUGAACAAGCGUUCUCAACAUAGCUAUGCUUUAUUAAACACUCGGUUCAAAUUAGACUCAAUUGCAAGCCUUAACACGUUUCGUUAUUUAAUUUAAUUUAUAUUGUCUCAAAGAAAUGUCCAAAACUAUAACAAGAACAUUUUGUAAAAGAUAAUUGUAUAAAAAUAGUAAAUUUUGUAUUUGGUUCACUAUGGCAGAAAGGACAUGAGAAAACAGAACUUUAGCACAUUUUUAUUUCAUCGAUUUUAUUUCUUGUCAGAUGUUUGAUAAUUAAUGAUCAUGGUUCAUCGGAUUUAUAUCUGUUGAUUAUUAUCAUCUGUAAUAGUGGAACAAAUGACAAUUUACUCAAACAUCACAACUUAUAAUUUUAUCUAAUAACAUGUUAUUAAAAUAAUGCGUUAUGUUUCAGGUUAUAUCAGUUAUAAUAUUUAAUUAUUGGUUGUGAAAUUAAAAUGACUUUUAUAUAUGUUAAAGGCAUGAAGUUAAAGUUAUUUGUGGUUUUAUUCAAAUUGUCUGGUUAAUAUCAAUGUUUAUUUUAAGUAUAUACUUCAAUUUGUUCAUUUAAUAAACUUAUAUUACCAAGGAUAAUAAUUUCAUUUAUAAAGAAUACUAGGAUUAGUUUGUUGAAUUAAAAAAAAAUUAAAUAA
Molecule: messenger RNA, 2073 nt
Organism: Cimex lectularius (bed bug)
Lineage: Eukaryota; Metazoa; Arthropoda; Insecta; Hemiptera; Cimicidae
Product: protein dpy-30 homolog
Exons: 4
Coding region: 417-785 (122 amino acids)
Cellular component (GO): Set1C/COMPASS complex
Source: RefSeq, a predicted model, not a curated record